Molecule: messenger RNA, 432 nt
Organism: Strongylus vulgaris
Lineage: Eukaryota; Metazoa; Nematoda; Chromadorea; Rhabditida; Strongylidae
Source: the annotation of a GenBank genome assembly
AUGAAUGAUGGUGCCAAUGUCAUUACUGAUAAUUGGCCAUUUAAAAGAUUAAAUAAAAACACUUCACAUCACCUAGGGGUCUUCAUUGUUAGUUUUGUAAGUAUCUUGGCCGGCGGACAAUCCUAUAGCUCCAUGGCGCACGAAAAAAUAGCAAAACUCGUGGACAACUUACUAUCAGUUAACGAUGCAGCAAAUCCUUCACUCACUUAUACGACAACAGAAGCGCUUAUUAGAGAGGCAAUCGAAGUUUGUACGCAAAUUCUACUCGAUCAAGACACAAUGGUGGAGAUUGAGGCACCAGUAAAUGUUUGUGGGGACAUACAUGGACAGUUUCCCGAUCUUCUACGGAUAUUCAAUAGAUGUGGUUACCCACCUGAUUGCUCUUACUUAUUUCUCGGUGAUUACGUUGACAGAGGACGCCAACAGCUAGAG